AUGUCGGACGAUGGCUCCGCUCCAGCUUAUGAGGCUCCAGCAUCUAUGCGCAAUGGCUAUGGCACUACCUCACUCGCAGUCGAUGUACACGGAGAUAAAGACGACCCCGCUUCACCAACAUAUAAAUCAAAAGAGCGUGAUUUCAUUGACAGACUGUCACGACAGCCAAGUUUCCUAGAGAAUUUGGCGGACUCGAGGGACUCACAGUUCCCCGUGCAGGAUAGAGGCGAGAUAGAGCGAUACUUUCACGGGCCCCGGAACAUGACUAAACACUCUAAAUGGCCGAUUGUCAUGCGAGUUCAAGGGAGUAUAAUGCCUCAAAUGAUCUUGCCACUAUUUCUAGUCGGUGGCUGGGCGACUCUGAUCACCUGCAUUUCUCAUUUUUAUCACAAUCUGGGCAUAAACAAUAUCCUGCUCACUGUUCUUGGUUUCGUGGUGGGCUUGUCAUUGUCGUUCCGUGGUUCUAAUGCUUACGAAAGAUGGGCAGACGGACGCAAGUACUGGGCCUCGCUGAUACAGACCUCGCGCAACUUAUCUCGCAUCAUCUGGGUGCAUUUCGGCGAAAGAGAGGGAGAGGAUGGAAAAGUUGAUAUACUAAGGAAGCGGUCUGCCUUGAACCUCAUCCUCGCAUUUGCUGUCGCUUUGAAACACAAACUUCGCUUCAAACCUGAUGUGGCAUACGAGGAUUUGGCGGGCCUCGUCGCCCAUUUGGAUACGUUUGCCAGUCAAGCCCAUGACCGCAGUGUCAUGCACCCCUCAUCAAAGACACUAUGGAAAUCCGUUGGAGAGUAUCUAGGGCUCUCGUUUGCCAAAUCCAAUCCACGAAAACUGAUCAAGAGGUCGAAGAAACCACUAGGACAUCUUCCCAUCGAGAUCCUGAUCCACUUAUCUGCUUAUAUUGAAUCGUGUGUGAAAAAUGGCACGCUCUCCCUGGCUCAAUACCAGGGCCAAGCAUUGACGAUGAUUUCCACGCUGAAUGAAAUAUUGACUGGAACAGAGCGUGUACUAGACACCCCUUUACCUGCAGCAUAUAGCAUUUCAAUCUCGCAAAUCUCUUGGAUUUAUGUGAUGCUUCUUCCAUUUCAAAUCUACAAAUUUUUGCACUGGACCACGAUUCCCGCUUCUAUGGUUGCGGCGUAUAUAAUUAUCGGCCUGCUCACCAUCGGCAGCGAGAUCGAAAACCCCUUCGGAGAGGACGUCAACGACCUCCCACUCACCACAUAUUGA
This is a messenger RNA of Penicillium pulvis, 1227 nucleotides long. RefSeq lists its product as uncharacterized. The transcript is spliced from 7 exons. Gene Ontology annotation, molecular function: chloride channel activity. The record is from RefSeq and is a predicted model, not a curated record. The coding region runs from base 1 to 1227 and encodes 408 amino acids. Lineage: Eukaryota; Fungi; Ascomycota; Eurotiomycetes; Eurotiales; Aspergillaceae.